AUGCAAACAUGUUUGAUUUCCCACUUCUUCGCCAUCAAAUCGUCAGCCACCACCAGAUGCAAACUACGAUCUGUUUUACAUCCAUUACCCUUCCAGCUUGCCCUUGAACCGAUAGUCGGUGAGGAAGAAGAUGAUGUGGUGGUUGGUGUGAUCUACAAAGUGGAUGGACAAAAGGUGUUUCCGAGGGAGCAAUUUAAGCAGCAACAGUCGUGCAGGGGAGGGCUUUCGGCAGUGAUGCUCGAACCGAGGAGGUGA
Messenger RNA from Lactuca virosa, 255 nucleotides. Lineage: Eukaryota; Viridiplantae; Streptophyta; Magnoliopsida; Asterales; Asteraceae. The record is from the annotation of a GenBank genome assembly.